UCCAGUUUUUACUUUUUACCUGUGUUCUUGUACAUUUAAAAUAGAUAAUAAUAUUUAUUUGCUUCGCAUUACAAGAGUGUAAAGGUCUUCUCAAAUGAAUUUGAUAUUUGAAUUAUAUAUUAUCAAAUUUAAUACAAAACACUCGUCCUUUAGACUGUAAAAUUGCUAGAAAUGUAAAGAUCUAGUACAUCCAAAUUAAUUAUUAAUCUAGUGAAAAGUAAAAUGUAAAUACAGUCAACAUGCGGCGCGAGUUUAUUUUCUUAUUGCUAGCGAUUAUUACCGGCUCGACUAUAUGGUCCUUAGUGUCUAACGUUUUUCGGUUUGUGUUUAUGGACAAGAUGUUAUUAGAUACAGUUAUUGGUGCAGUUGGUGCUGGAAACUUCUCCUACUGGCAGUUAGGGCACGGAGGGCCUCUGUUAGUCGAGCUGACGUCUUUGAGUGGUGAUGCAGAUCUAUAUGUAGCUGAUAACUUAAGGCCCAGCUACGAAGUAGACAGGCACAACUUUAGCUCGAUAACGUGUGGUCCUGAUGUUGUCAGCAUACCGGCUGAUUUUCCCCGACCUGUUGGUAUUGGUGUCUUCGGUGCGUGGUCACAUUCUGUGUCAGCAUACAGCAUCCACGUGUUCCUGGAUAGAUCUGACCUGAUGAGCGACGUUCAAAUGAUAACCAUAGAGCACGUACCGCGCUACCACAACAAUUAUGAUGCAGAAGAUGAAGAAACUAUUGUGAAGUCGCAAGAAUACGAGACGACCAAGUCCAGUUCCAAAUGGUCGGACAGUAACAAUACCAGAUACAUGAGGCUGCUGCACUUCUUAGACAUGGUCGUCGAUAUGUACAUAUUAUAACAAAUAGCCGUUGACUACUAUCAUGACGGACUGCCGUGACGUUGGUGAACCUAGGUUCAAAAGUCACGUUGAAACUUGUAGUCAUGACCGUAAGGGGCUAAUCCAUAAAUUACGUCACAUGAAUUUCAUGAUUUUGUGACCGCUCUCCGUCCUACAGCUGGUCACUUUGUGACACCCCCUCCUACCUAGUGUGAUGUUACAUAUUUCGCAAUUUAACAUUUAGACAUUUUGAAAAUUCAAACAACUGUGUUCCCAAAUUAUUUUUGUUUCCAUUUAAAUUCUUUUUUAAUAUAAUUAACAUAAAAUCAAAAAUAUUAUAUUUGUAAGUUUAGUAGGGAGUUACUAGUUAGGUAGUAGGUGGUUAAUAGUUUCAAUUUACUGUUGUAACACUUCGAUAAAAAGAUGUUACAAUGUCACAAAAUUUAUGACAAGAAGCGGGGAGGCCGCCGUGAUUUAUGGAUGGCCCCUAACCAUAUAAGAAAAAUUCUUUAGCUAGAAAAAGGUUUCGAUUAGUUAAAAUGAGCUAGAUUAAUAAUGGAUAAAGGGCUAACUAAAAAAAUGUUGGGCUAACGUGCGGAAACAAUAGAAUGCCUCAUGCCAAAUACUGUUUUGUUCAAAUUCUUUCAGUAUUAUAGGAAAUAUAAAAAUAAGGUCUCAUUCGAUUCGCAAUCGCGUUCAGGUGAUUUUUAUAUAAACUCGGCAUAAGUUAUAAAAACUUUACUAAAAGAAGGGGAUUUAGUUUUUUGCAAAUAUCUCAAAAACUAAUGAAAAUUUUUGAAAUCUAAAAACAGAUUAAAAAAAAAGGAAGAAAUGUCCUAAAAAAAGUCUCGACUCGCAGAACUCUACGAGCAAUUUAUAAUUUUUUCAAAGGGGUGAAAAUAUGGCAGAAAACGGGUACUCUCGCCCCCCUUUAAAUUGACAAAUUAUGUGACUAAGUUGACGAUUUUAAUUAUUUUGCUAAAUAAUUGCUAAAACAAAUUAUCAGCGUCCGUCUAGCGCGUGAGGUAGUGUUUCAACUUGUAAUAAGCGUAUACAGUAGACUUUGAAACAUUACUGCCACAAAAUAAGGUGUGAAUUUGUAUGAAUGUAAUUUAUCUUCUUAAUAUGUAUAUAUAAAUUACGUGUCACGUUGUUUGUCCGCGAUGGACUCCUAAACUAAUGAACGGAUUUUAAUGGGGAUUACAUCAUCAAGUGCAGUUUAGUCCAACUUGAGAGAUAGGAUAAUUUUUAUUUCGAUUUGGGACCCAUAAUUAUUUUUAAUUGCAAUAUUUGUUUUGUAUGAACAUAUUUUCUAUGAGAGAAUUUAUUUAAAGUGCUGCUAUGAAACAAUUUCAUUAUAACAACAUCGAGCAUAUUUUAAAAAAUAAUUAUUGAUGUCAUGAAAUAUUAUUGAUAAAUUCAUAAAAAAACAGUAUUUUUUUUAUUAUGCACAGAACAACGUCUGUCGGGACAGCUAGUAAGUUAUGUUUAUGUAUACACAACGCCGUUCGGACUUUUUUGGACGACCUUUUAAUAGGAAAUUGGGAGUCUAGAUGUUUAUGCUAAGACAAUGAUCGUUUUGCGUUGGGAGUUAUUUUUGCUAGGUUUCUCUUUAUAGCGGAGUGAUAAGUUCCAUGUUCAUUACGCACUAGUCAAAACUAAACCUUAGCAGACAGCAUUAUGGUUGAUUUUUACUAAAAUACUUUUAUGAUAUGCGAUAAUUUUAUAUUUUUGUGUAUAUCUUAGUAGGCAGAAGGCAUUGGUAUCUCAAGCCAUUUUCUUGCGCUGUGAUUAGUGGCGUAGCGUGCCUUGGCGGGGCCCCGUAUAUAAAUUUGUUUGGGGGCCCUUAUGAAGGGUAAAAAUUUCUCACAAAAAUAAAUGUUUGUAUCAAAUUAAAAGAAAGAUUUAUUCAUCAUAACUAUCUAUCCGUCACUUUUUCAAACAGAUCAAACAAAUCGAAUAAAUAAUAAAACACCUCUUUACUUAUUUAAAAAACUUGAAUGGCUAGGGCAACGCAGUGCAAGUAAUAUAAAAACUAGAUCUGCCUCGCAGAUAUUAGCAGUGCCCCGGCAUCACUCAACAGCGUUCAGGGGUAGUCUUCGAUACAAUGCUACUAAGUGCUGGAACAAUUUACCGCCACCAAUCAGACAACUGAAAAAUAUUCAAAAUUUUAGAUUUAAAUGUAAAAAAACUAUUUUAGAUUCUUUAUAUAAUAAUUAAUCUUGAUAUGCAAUGUAUCUUAUAGUAAAUAUAGACUAACACAAUUAUGUAUCCUUAUUAAGUGUAUUAAAUGUUUACCAAUAUAUUAUCUAUA
This is a messenger RNA of Leptidea sinapis, 3138 nucleotides long. Its product is annotated as UPF0669 protein C6orf120 homolog. The transcript has 4 exons. NCBI's taxonomy places the organism in Eukaryota, Metazoa, Arthropoda, Insecta, Lepidoptera, Pieridae. The record is from RefSeq and is a predicted model, not a curated record. The coding region runs from base 240 to 845 and encodes 201 amino acids.